Sardina pilchardus (European sardine) is the source of this 1410-nucleotide messenger RNA. Its product is annotated as UDP-GlcNAc:betaGal beta-1,3-N-acetylglucosaminyltransferase 7-like. Gene Ontology annotation, molecular function: hexosyltransferase activity; UDP-glycosyltransferase activity. The record is from RefSeq and is a predicted model, not a curated record. NCBI's taxonomy places the organism in Eukaryota, Metazoa, Chordata, Actinopteri, Clupeiformes, Clupeidae. The transcript has a single exon. The coding region runs from base 58 to 1023 and encodes 321 amino acids. Gene Ontology annotation, cellular component: Golgi membrane.
UUGUCCCCUAAGUUGUCCCCUCUCCACCAGAUACAUACUCGCCCCUUUUUGUCCAACAUGUCUGAUUGUGGCACUGCCUCUCCAUUAGAGGGCGCUGUCCAACAGAACUUGACAUGCUCUGCCAGUGACAGCACAGAGGUCAUCCCAUCACACCUGCCCCAGUCAUACCAGGAUUUCUUACGCUACAGGCAUUGCCGAGCGUUCCCAAUCCUGCUGACCCCUUCACCUUGCGAGGAUGAUCUCUUUCUGUUGUUGGUCGUGAAGUCCACAGCUGUUAAUGUAGACCGCCGCGCUGCAUUGCGGGACACCUGGGGUCACGCUGGUAGAAUCAAAGGUCAAAGAGUUAAGCUGGUCUUCCUCAUGGGCCGCUCCCAUGACCAGGUGCAGGGUCACGACCUCCAGCAACAGCUGCAGUGGGAAAGCCGUUGCUAUGGGGACAUCUUGCAGUGGGACUUUGCUGACGUCUUCUUCAAUCUGCCUCGGAAGGAGGUGGGAUUCCUCAGCUGGUUCUCGCGUAAGUGCAGCAGUGCACAGUUUGCCUUCAAGGGUGAUGACGACGUGUUUGUGAACACAGAGAAUCUGGUUGAUUUCCUGACAGCCCACAAGCCUGAGAAUCACCUGUUUGCUGGAUACAUCCACAACCCCGAGCUGCCUUUACGAGACAGAAACUCAAAGUAUUUUGUCCCUGUCGAGAUAUACCCAGAGGGGAAGCUCUAUCCACCCUUUCCAAGUGGAGGUGGAUAUCUGAUGUCGCGGCAGACUGUGUUGGGACUGAAUGUGGCGGCCCAGAAGGUGAAGCUGUUCCCACUCGAUGACGUAUUUCUGGGCUUGUGUUUGGAGCAAAUGGGUGUGGAGCUUACGCACCACAGAGGUUUUCUGACAUUCGGCAUCAGCAAUGACCUGAAGCGCCCCUGUGUUUAUCGCGAAAUCAUGCUGGUGCACCAGAUGAACCCAGCUGAGAUGCGGGACACGUGGUCGCUGAUGCAAGACAGUCCGCCAUGUGAUAGUGGGAAAACAUUUUGAGAGAAUCCCAAUUUUUUUUUACACAACACGUUGCAUGACAAAAAUACAAAAGACUAAAAAUAUUGUCCUUCAAAUGGUUCUGUUAUGACUUCACUUAUUUAGAGCAGACAGUUAAAUUAUGUUUUAGUAGUGGGAAAGUUGGGAUAUGGAAUAUUGGGGGUGGGCAUUGUGGGUCUGUCUGGACAUAAGCUUCAUAUGUGUAUGAAUCCAAUAUAAAUGAUACGUUUAGCUCCAACUUCUAUUCGCUCCUGUUAAGUUGCUUUUAGCACUAUCAAGCAGACAGAAAUGUAUACAGUUGUAAGAUGGUCUGCAGUACAAGUAAGUGGCAGCUGGUGUCCACAAUGAACUCUGUUCAUGAGCCAAAUAGCCCCUUUUAGAGUACACAUA